AUGGCGGCGCCCAAGGAGAUCUCGUCCAAUAAGAUGUUCGGCGGCGUGAACAAGCGCUACGAACACGAGAGCGCGACGCUCGGAUGCACCAUGAAAUUCUCCAUCUACUUCCCGCCCGCCGCCACCUCUUCACGCGUCCCGGUCAUCUACUGGCUGUCAGGUCUCACCUGCACGGACGAGAACUUCAUCCAAAAGUCGUUCGCACAGAAGUACGCCUCAGAGCAUGGAGUUGCUCUCAUUGUCCCUGACACCUCGCCCCGCGGGUUGAAGGUGGAGGGAGAAUCGGACAGCUGGGAUUUCGGCGUGGGUGCCGGCUUUUAUGUAAACGCCACGGUUCCCAAGUGGAAGAACUGGCAGAUGUACGACUAUGUCACAGAAGAGCUGCACCGGAUUUUAUCCGCGCACUACACUAAUCUGGACAUGCAGCGGUGCAGCUUAAUGGGUCACUCUAUGGGGGGACACGGCGCGCUGAUUAUCUUCUUCAGAAAUUCCACCAAGUAUAAGUCUGUGUCCGCCUUUGCCCCCAUCUGCAACCCCACGGAGUGCGCCUGGGGGCAAAAGGCCUUCUCAGGGUACUUGGGAGAUGACAAGGCAGCUUGGGAGGAGUAUGACGCUACAGCGCUCGUGAAGCAGUACCCAGGACCCAAGGUUGACAUUCUUAUCGACCAGGGCGACAGUGACAAGUUCUACCACGAGAAGCAGCUGCUGCCGGAGAAUUUCCAGAAGGCGUGCACCGAGGCAGGGGUGCCGCUGACGCUGCGCUUCCAGGGCGGCUACGACCACUCCUAUUUCUUUAUUGCAUCGUUCAUUGGGGACCACAUCAAGCACCAUGCCAAGGCCCUUAAGGCAUGA
Closterium sp. Naga37s-1 is the source of this 852-nucleotide messenger RNA. The record is from the annotation of a GenBank genome assembly. Lineage: Eukaryota; Viridiplantae; Streptophyta; Zygnematophyceae; Desmidiales; Closteriaceae.